UGCCCCUUCGGUGCUGACGAAUGCGCUGGCUUGGACUUAGUCGGCGGCGGCUCCGGCGGCGCUCCGGGCCCAGAGAGCUGGGGCCCAGCUGCCGAAGUGGCGCAGCCUGCUGCGCAGACUACGGCUGAGUUAUUGACUCAAUUCUUCGGUAAUCCCGACGUGUGCGUCGUCUGUGGCGAGCCCCGGUACAUGCGCCAUCGCUUCUGCAAGACUCGCAAGUCAGUGGCGGAGUCUUUGCGAACGGACGCGGAGAGGCAGGAUGCUGAGAUGUCCAAGGCUCUAGGCAAGGAGGCGAGUGACGCACGCAAGGAGGCAAUGGCAGAUCCAACCAUGUGCGUGAUCAAAAUAAGAAAAGCAGAGGAGGACAGUCCCCUGAGCUGCAUGGGCAAAAAGCGGCUCAAGUUCGACCACUUGGAAUAUUCCCAUACGCACAGAAAGCAGAACGUAUCAGAGGAUUUCGCCUUGCUCAAGAGGGUCGACCUCAUCGAGUACACCAUCAUGAUGGAAAGGAAACGCCGUUGGACUCCUGCGCGCUGCUUGGAGGAGUGGGAGAAGUUCCGGCUGGGCGCCAAGACAGGCCGAGACAUGGCAGGGAAAGAGAAAGGCUUUGAGCUCAGGCUGCGGCCCCCUAAGGGCGAUUACGUGAAGGCGGGCGCCGCCAACGUUGAGGGGCGGGCGGCCACGAAUGUUGCAAAGAAAAUGAAAUCGGCAACGGCGUCAGAGCUUGCAACGCUGAGGGGAGAACUGGGCAUGGGUAUGCAGGGCUUCAACAGCGACUUCCAUGGCAAUAUUGGUGGCAUGAGCAGCGCACCGAGUUUCUCUACGCCCCUGGGGCCCAAUGCCAUGUUGGGUCAGAUGGCCCCGUCUGCGCCGCAGGCUGCCCCUGCCGCCCCGGAGCCAGCGACGCCGGCGACCCCCUUGCUUCUCUCGUUGGGAGGUUCGUCGCCGGGGGCUCCGAGCUGCUCGAGCCCCUGGUCAGAGGCUCAGAGCGGCAGCGGGCCCCCUGGCCAGCCGGGCGGCGGCGGCACUGGCGGCGGUGGGCCCGCUCCGAAGCCGACGCCGACGCUGGGCGCGGCCCUGCGCGUCAGCGCUGCCAACAAGCUCAUGAGGGAGCACGCCGCCGAGGUCACUAAGUUGUGCGACAUCUUGGGCAAGGCGCAGGACGCCAUGGAGGUCGACAAUGCGUCGAUGACUGAUGACAAGGGCCACCUCGACAUCUUAUCUCAGCGGACCGACAUGCUAAAGCAGGUGCUCCUGGUGGUGCUGAAGGAGGGCCCCGACCAGGAUCCCCAGGGCAAGGUUAAGCGGUGCCACCCCAAGGUUACAAUCCACCAGAAGGUCAAUGGGAAGUUCAAGACUACCAUUUCUUCGGAUCACGUCCAGGAGGUCGUCGUCAAGAGCGAGCCUGGCCAAGUGAGCUUCGCGAAGCACUUCCAGAAAGAGAUCGUCGCUGAGCAAGGGGACAUUCAGUCCAUGCUUGAUAGGCAUGCAUACGUUCCAAUCGAGAACCCUGGGGACUUGAAGAAUGUUGGGAUGAACAGCAUGCUUGCCAGCGACGUGAGCUCGAUGGACACGACUGCAGAGGUGAAACAAGCAGCCAACGACUGGACCGCCGCAAAGUUGGCGUGGAAGCAGUUGUUCAAGGCCGUGAACAAAGCCAUUGUAGACCUGCAGAGCAACAUCAAGCGGCGCUUCCAGGCGCUCGAGAAAGAGAAGACUGAGGCGGAGAAAUCCCAGGCGAUAUUGGCAGCGAGGCUCAGGCAGGAACAGGGGCAGAGGGCUGCCGAGCAGAAGGCGCGAGUCCGAAUCAACGCAGACAUCUUUAAGCUCAGGUUCGACGGGGAAAUGGUUACCCCGAUGUACCGCAGCGAUAUGGAGUUCACAACUGCCCUGACAACGAAUGGGGUGGACCACAUGAAGCCGUUCGCCGUCGUGGGCGCCGCCGCGCAGAGCUUCGCCGAGGGGGACGCUGCCGAGCCCAUGCUGCAGAGGUUUCUAAUUGGGAAAGGGGGGGUGCCGUCGUUCAAGGACAGCUCAGGGGAGGGCCGCAUCUUCGCGCCUGUGUCGGUCGCUAGCGCGGCCGCCGCAAUGAAGAGCUUGAUCAGCACCUUCGUCCCUGAAGAGAACCAUCCAAGCAUCGACCCCUCCCUGGUGGACAUGGGGAAGUUGACGUGGCCAUGGCUCUACGGCAUGCGGGGCGACCUCGUCCACUCUGACACGGAGUCCCACGGGUUGGGGUCGAUCCGAAUCGUUCUCGGCGGGGAGGUCUCCAUCGCGUGCUUGAUUGGGUCCGCGGCUACGGGGGCCAGUCUCGGCAUCGAGGCCGAGAGCGCAAACCUGGCGCCGAACGUCCUUCGUUUCAGCUGCAUGUCGCAGGAGGACCUCGAUUCGCUGAAGGGCGAGGUGUUCUUCAUCACCGCGCCGACGAACAGCGUCAUCUACCUGCCCCCGGGCUGCCGCGCCAUCACGACGCCGACCAACAAGCCAUGCAGCGUGUGCGGGAUGAUGCAGAUCGCGAUGCCAGCUGCGAUUCCGCCUGAUGGGAUGGCCGGGGUCAUGGCUCCGUGGACGUCCAUUUUCGCUAACUCGUUGAAGCUGAAGGAUAGGGGCAACCUCGAUGUACUGAUCAAAGCUUGGGAUCCUGAGGGGCCCCACCGCAGCGUACCCAAGGCGUCCUCCCUUGCCAAGGAGGAGCAACGUGAAGACGGUGACGAGGCUGCCAGUCGCAGGCAUGAUGGGAUGGCCACGCCAGUACUAGCACCACGGGGUCCUGGCGCUGUUGGCCAGGAGGGCGGGGCGGGCCAGGAGGGGCACAAGGGGGGGAGCUACGACAAGGAUGGCGAGGGGCCCAAGAAGAGCGACGACGAGGAUCUCGAGGGGCCCGUCGAGGGGCCCAAGAUGGGCGACACGGAGGAUGGCGAGGAGACCGAGAUGGGCGACGCCAAGGCCGCCAAGGAUGACAAUGGGCCCAAGGAGGGCGACGACACGAACGGCGAGACCGAGGGUGCCGACAUGAAGGGGGGCGGCGGCGAGGCGAAGGCGGCUGCGGUAGGGGCCGGGGCCGCAGGCCAAGUGGCCGAUGCGGCCCCAGCCAAGGAGGCCGCCCCUGCGCCCGGGGCUGAGGAUGAGGCUGCCUCGGCCUCAGCUGGCGGCGCGACCGUGGGGGCGACGCCGACCACGGCCCCGGCGCAGAAGCGGGCGAGGACGGUGGCCGAGGGCUCCGGCAAGGAGGGCCAGGUGCCGGAUAAGUCCAAGGAGGGCGGGGCGGGCCACUGCCAGGAGGGGCGCGCGGGGGAGAGCUACGACAAGGUCGGCGAGGGGCCCAAGAAGGGCGACGACGAGAUCGGCGAGGGGCCCAAGAUGGGCGACAUGGAGGGCGAUGACAAGGUCAAGGAGGGCCAGGCGGGCCAGGAGGAGCGCGAGGAGGGCGACAACGAGGAUGGCGAGGAGACCGAGAUGGGCGACGCCAAGGAUGGCAAGCCCAAGGAGGGCGACGACAAGAACGGCGAGACCGAGGGCACCGACAUGAAGGGGAGCGGCGGCGAG
Molecule: messenger RNA, 3546 nt
Organism: Prorocentrum cordatum
Lineage: Eukaryota; Dinophyceae; Prorocentrales; Prorocentraceae
Source: the annotation of a GenBank genome assembly